CGCCUCUCCCCCCAACCCCGCGCCGCCCUGGUCCGGCUGUCUCCUUCCAAUCCGCUGGAUCUGGCCUUUCUCCCGCUCCCCUCCUUCCACCCGAUCUCCAGGUCUAGCGAGUCCCCGGGGGCGAAGUGUGGGAAGUGCGAGUUUCCGCUCCGAUUGUCUGUCCCUGGCCGCCACCCCCGCCUGGCUUGCAGGCUUCGAGAGCAGCCGCUCAGACACAGGCAGGAGAGGGUCGCGGGGAGCCAGAGCCCAUCGCGAGGGCGCGGCGGCAGGAGCUGCACGAUCUGCAGGCGACGGAGCUUUCGGACAGGGUCUGGAGAAAGGAGCCGUCGGCGCUGUGAGCGGCUGGUGGCCUGCGUUGCACUCGGACCUGGGUUCGGAACCCGACUCAAGCCGCCGCCUACAAGGAGGGGAUGCCGGAGAGACGCCGAGGGAACUGGGGAAGAAGCCCGCCGCUCGCCCUAGAGAGAUGGAGCCGCCGCCGCUGCUGGUCCAGCUCAGAGUCCUCCUGAUGCAACUGCUGGUCGCCUACUCUCUCUUAGUUCUGCUUCCGCCGGCUGUGGCGCCCAUCUGCCCGGAGUCAUGCGACUGCCAGCAGCAGCAGCACGUCCUCUGCACCAAUCGGGGACUGCGGUCGGUGCCCAAGGCCGUUGAGCCACAGGACAUCCUCACCUAUAGCCUGGGCGGCAAUUUCAUUGCCAAUGUUUCGGCUUUGGACUUUCACCGCUUGGUGGCACUGCAGCGCCUAGAUUUGCAGUAUAAUCGGAUCCGUUCGCUCCAUCCGAAAGCCUUCGAGCGCCUAGGGCGUCUGGAGGAGCUUUACUUGGGCAACAACCUCUUGGCUUCCUUGGCGCCCGGCACACUCCGCCCAUUGGCUAAACUGCGAGUCCUCUAUAUCAACGCUAACGAGAUCGGUUAUCUAAGCACGGCUUCUUUUGCUGGUCUAGGCAAUCUGAUCAAGCUGCGGCUGGACGGCAAUUUGCUGGCCUCUCUGAGCGAUGCCACCUUUUCAGGACUAACCAACCUGCUGUAUUUGCAUCUGGAGGCCAACCAGAUCCGUUGGCUGAGCCGUAAUGCUUUUGCUGGCCUUGGCAAACUUCGUUUCCUUGACUUGUCUGGCAACCAGCAGAAUUUGCUGCGCCACCCAGACACCUUCAGGUCUCUGCGCUUGCUUAGCACCCUCCUGCUCUCUGGGAAUGACAUGCAACAGCUAGGGAAAGGACUCUUCCAACAUCUCUCCAACUUGGCCAGGUUGUCAUUGAGUGGAAACCGCCUGACGUGGUUGGCAGUGGAGGCUUUUGCUGGUCUGGGGUCCUUGAAAGAGUUGCACUUGGAAGGGAACCUGCUAAGCCAACUGCCUGCCACCUUAUUUCAGCCUCUGCAAAGCUUGGAGGUGUUGGAUCUGAGUAACAACCUCCUCACUACUGUUCCUGCUGGCACCUUUAGUCCCCUAAAUAAGUUGCGGGAGCUCAGUUUGCAGGGAAAUGCCCUGGCUUCCCUGUCUGGAGACCUCUUUACCUCCAACCCAGCAUUGUAUCGCUUGGAAUUGGAUGGGAAUCCCUGGAGCUGUGAUUGCCACUUGCGAGGGCUGAAGCAGUGGCUGGCAUCCUGGCAUUCCCAGGGCCGUCUCCUGACUGUGUUUGUCCAGUGCCACUGGCCACCUGCCCUGGCUGGGAAAUACCUUGAUUACUUAGAGGAUGUGCAACACUUCUCGCUUUCUAAUGGCUCUUGUUUGGAAGGGUUAACAUCUGCAAGCCCUGGAGGCAAUGGUAACUCUAAUUUAGACCUGGGCCUGGAUAAACAGAGCUCCCCACCUUCUGUUUCAACUGGGUUGCUAACGGGGUCCCAGAAGAUGGUAUCCGAAAAGGGAAGUUGGAAUGUGGAGACCAAUCCAACCACCCUGUUGCCCAGCUUUCUUGUCAGUACUAGGUCUCCCUCUGUACUUGCUGCCGCCUGGCCUCGGCGAGCGGGAAAACACCACUUGGUCUCCUCGGUGUCUAGUACCCUUCCUCUGGUCACCGAUCCAUGUGAUUUUAACAAAUUGUUUUUGUACAACCUGACAGUGGAUACUGUCACUGAGAGUGCAGUGACAGUGCACUGGGGGGUCCGCCCACACCGCAGCCCUCGCUUGUUAGGGCCAGUACGCUUCAGAGUCCUUUUUGAUCGCUUUGGCACUGCCAUCAAGUUCCAGCGCUUUGUUUAUAUCCCUGAAUGGAAUGAGCCGGUAGCCACUCUGCGAGAAUUGCGUCCAGAUACCCCAUAUCUGGUUUGUGUGGAAGGAGUGAUGGGGGGCCGGGUCUGCCCAGUGGCACCACGGGACCACUGUGCAGGGUUGGUCACUUUGCCUGAAGAGGGUGUGGGGGCAGCAGUUGCUGCGAUGGCUGGGGGGACCCAAAGCUUGGACCAGCAGCUCCUCACCCUUGUGCUACUGGCAGUCAAUGCACUACUACUCUUCCUGGCUUUGGCAGCCUGGGCUUCCCGCCUGGUGCGGAAGAAGGUUCUAGGGUGCCGUCGGAGAAAGGCAGCCUCACCAGUCCAUGUUAGGCAGAUGUAUUCCACCCGUCGGCCCCUCCGGUCCAUGGGGACUGGCGUCUCCACCGACUUUUCUGGCUUCCAGUCCCACCGUACACCGCGUAGUGCUGUUUGUGCCUUGCGUGAGGCUGACCUCAUUGAGUUCCCUUGUGAACGCUUCAUGGAUAGUAGCACUGCAGGGAACAGCAGUGUCCUACGUGGAGAAGAUAAUUUGUUGCAACGGUUUGCAGACUAGAGAUGGGGCUCUAAGCUAAUUUGCAAGUAUGUUAUCAUGAAGUGGCUGCUGGCAUUAUGAUUUAGUGAAGUCUGUGGGAAUGCAGCUUCUGCAAAGGUGGCCCCCCAUAUUGCAAAAUUACAACUCCCAACAGCCUUAGUUAGCAUGGCAAAUUGUAAAGGGUGCAGGGAAUUAUAGUUCAGCAAUAACUAGACUACUCACUGUUUCUGAUCUUCCUAUCCUAUCUUUAGAUCUGCAAAAAUAUAUGUAUAUAUAAAGAUGGCUGAUUAAAAAUGGGACAACUCCUGGAGUAAGAUAUACUUAAAAAAAAAAAAAAGCAAAAACGGUUUUCCUGAAUUUACUGUUUACUUAGAUAAUUUGCAGUCUAUGAUUCUCUAAAAACCAAUCAGAAUGGGAACCUACUACACUCUUAAAUUGCCAUAGUUGUGGCUAAAUGGGCAUUGAUCUCUAUUUGUGAAUUAAGUAGAUACUAAUAGAAAAAGAAUUUUAGUUGUCUAAUCAUCAGUUGUCAAAUAGAUACAGAAUCUAACAAUUCCUAACUUGUUGAUGUAACUCUGUAGCUACUCAGUAUUAUCCUUGGGUAAAAAAUGAACUAAAAUAACUGGAAUCAAACAAAAAAGGGUACAGAAAGUUUUAUGCAAAUGUUUGAAGAUGUACAAAUUUGGGGCCAUUUCAGGUUACAUCAGAUUCUCGCUUUUGCACCAUUUAUUUAAAACUGAUAUAAACAAGAUCAGGCCAGAAAAUUUUAUUUUCAGUGUCACUUGCCACUAUAUAGAUCUGCAAAAAUCUGCACAACCAUAAAAGUUGUGAAAAGAUACAAAGAUGUAGCUCCUUUGUGUCAUUUCAUGGUUAUCUGCAUUUAUGGAGACCAGAUAUAAUAGCAUUAGCAAUUGGAUGGUGCAAAAAAGUAUUCUAUUUAAUACAUCCUAGACAGUAGAGAUAUCAUUUCUUCAGACACAGAAAUUUCUAUAAACAUGGAGCCUAAUGGUUGGAGCCUUUUGCAUGCUAGUUCUGACUAGGCUUUGCAAACAUUGAGAGCAACAGGAGAGGAAUCAGUAUAAUUAUUAUUGCUUUUAAAUAAAACUCUUCUCAGAGAAGAGGCUGUUAAGUGUCACUCCCUUGAUGGAUAGCUGAGAUUCUCCUGGGUAUAACUGAAAGUACAAUUCAACUUUUGGUAGAUGCCUGUUGGCAGUUUGCAUCAAUGGUAUUUCCUCAGCUGAUGUUACUCUUAUCUAGAAUAUGUAUUUAGGAUGAGCCAGAUUUGCUUCUUGCUUUUCAAAAAAUGUGAAUCCCAAUUACUACUAUGAUGCAGGGAAUAUUCUUGAAUUUGUGCUAUUAGACACUGAUUUUUAAUUCUCACCAGCUCUUCCAAAUUAUAGUUUUAGAUUAAAAAUAUUUUUUUUCUAGAAGGGCUUUGAAAACAUGUUUAACUUGUGACCUAAGAAUGGUGCUUUUUUAUACUGACCAGGGCUUUCUUUUAUUAAACGAAUGUAAGAAAUUUUAGUGUAUGUUUAUAUAACAUGUUAAAAUAAAUAAAUAAAAAGAUGAAGAAAGGGAGGAAUAAAGGAAGGAAUGUUAAUUUUGCAAAAUUCAGAUGUCGACACUGCUAGGGAAAAGAAUCCUAAUCCAAUUUGUUAUAAUUUGUUUAGAAUUUUUUUUACAGUGGUCUUAAAUAAAUACUUUUUGGUACUUCUACAGUUUUGCCUAUUUUUUAAAAAAAUCUUGUUAUUCAUAAAUGAUUUUGAAUAGAGAUAUAGGAGCUUUCAGCUAAACUGGAGAAAGUAGAUUAUGUUGCUGUCCUAUGAUUGUUGUGCAGCAACACUAUCCUCCCCAAUAUUACAUAAUGAGCCACUAAACCUUGCUAGGUUUCUGGAAAGUUGCUCAGGAAUUGGAAGAAUUUCCUUAGAAGAUACUUCUAUCCAGUGGUGGGAUUCAAGUAAUUUAACAACCGGUUCUCUGCCCUAAUGAUUUCUUCCAACAACCAGUUUGCCAAACUGCUCAGAAAGUUAACAACUGGUUCUCCCGAAGGGUGCGAACUGGCGGGAUCCCACCACUGCUUCUAUCCCAUUUGGAGGAAAUUCCCUCUUCUUCCUCUGCACUUCAGCCCCAUUGAGCAGAGGUUACUGGCCUAGUGAAAAGCAUUUUUGGAUAAAUGCAUGGGCUGCAAGGGAAGAAAAAUAUAUAGAGAAGCACACAUUGUGAUUUUCAUGAUAGAAAUGUCACCCUCUCUAUAAUGCCUUGGUAUGACCAUACUUGGAAUACUGCAUCCAGUUUUGGUCACCAUGAUGUUAAAAAGAUGUUGAGACUCUAGAAAGUGUAGUGAGAAGAGCAACAAGAUAUUAGGGACUGGAGGCCAAAACAUAUAAAGAGCGGUUGUUGGAACUGAGUAUAUCUAGUUUAAUGAAGAGGAGGACUAGGGGUGACAUGAUAGCAGUGUUCCAAUAUCUCAGGGGUUGCCACAAAGAAGAAGGAGUCAAGCUAUUCUCCAAAGCACCUGAGGGCAGGACAAGAAGCAAUGAAUGGAAACUAAUCAAGGAGAGAAGCAACCUAGAACUAAGGUGAAAUUUCCUGAUAGUUAGAACAAUUAAUCAGUGAAACAACUUGCCUCCAGAAGUUAUGGAUGCUCCAACACUGGCAGUUUUUAAGAAGAGAUUGGACAACUAUUUGUCUGAAAUAGUAUAAGGUUUUGUACCUGAGCAGCGGGUUGGACUAGAAGACCUUCAAGGUCCCUUCCAACCUUGUUAUUCUGUUGUAUGGAGCGCAGGACAGACUUACUAGAUUCAUGCAUCUUUAGUCAUGACAUCACAUAUGCUGUAUAAACCCACCCAUGAAUGCCUAUAUGAUAUGCUAAUCCCAAGUAUUAGAGUUCAGUUUAAAAUGGAAACAAAAUAGAUAUUUACUUAUAACUCAUUUUCAAGUGUAUUUCUGAUUUAAAUCUUAAUUUGAAGAAACACAAGGAGAUGAGUAUUGCAUUUUUAAUUAAAUUGAUGUCUUGUAGUGUGUAAUAUUGUUCGAAGAGAAGAUAAAUUAUGUUUAUUAAUCAUGUUUGGUAUGCCACCAGAUUCCCUAAAUUGAACCCAAGUAAAAAAAAUACAUUUCAAACAGUCCAUCAUGGCAUCUUAAUGGACCUUCUCAAAAAUGAACUAUGAGACAAAAGCUAAAAUUCUAAAUAUUGGCAAAUAAUAUUGUUCGAAGAGAAGAUAAAUUAUGUUUAUUAAUCAUGUUUGUAUGCCACCAGAUUCCCUAAAUUGAACCCAAGUAAAAAAAAUACAUUUCAAACAGUCCAUCAUGGCAUCUUAAUGGACCUUCUCAAAAUGAACUAUGAGACAAAAGCUAAAAUUCUAAAUAUUGGCAAAUAAUAUCCCCAUGUGACUAAAAUUAUCUUAGUUAAAUUGGUAAUGCUGUUAAUCUAGGCAACAUUUCAGUUUCAGUGUAGAGUGUUCUGAUAAUACUCAGAACCUCCAGGGAAGAAGUGAACAGGAACUAAACUGAGAUUAUUGUCUACAUUUGGAAUGUAGUGACUCCUAAUUGAAAUUUCAGAUAUCCACUUGUUAAAUAAGAGAACCAUAAAGGUUCCCCAGCUUCAAAAUCAGAUUGCUGAUAUUAAACAGCAUGAAAAACUGGAAUGUAGGGAAUAUAGAAAAACAGUAAUUGAUGCUAAAACACAUUUAUACUCAGAGAUACUCUGAGUAGCUGUUCUGUUUUGCACACAAUUCCCAUUUUUGGAUUUUGAAAUUCUAAAACAAACUAUAUUGAAACUUGUUCUUCCCAUCCAUACUAGUAAAUAUAAACUUGGCUUUUCUGCUAAUUAGAUUAUCUGAUGUUAAUACAACACGCUUUGUAAAUUCCACAUGAAAUAGUGCUUGUUAAUCUCAAAAUUCAGGAGUCUUGCAGAAGAAAAUCUUGGCUCUAUAAAACUUUCAUAUAUGAAUGCGAACUCUAUAAACAAUAGGUCCAUUUUUCAUCUAAUCUGGCUACUCUGCAACUGUAUGAAUAAUAUUUUUAACGGAGUCUGACAAUAAAGCUAUCCUUGCCUUGAUACUUCAUACUGGUUCUUAACUAAAGGAAAGUGACACCUGUCACUUCAUCGUAUGUGCAAUCAUUUAACUUUUUGGGAGGGGGCGGUGUUACACUUUAUUAAUUUUAUCAUAAUUUAUUUAUCUGAUUAUUGUGAUUCUCCCAGAAUUAUUGAGAAUUGGGGAGUAUACAAGUUUGAUAAAUUAUUAUUAUAUUACCACUACUAUCAAAACAGUCCAGCCAUCAGUGAUGAGAGGGUAGUAGAAGGAAUGUCAACAUAACAAAUUUCAACUUUCACAAAUAUGGUCAAAGUUCUUGCCUCCCUCUCUUGAACAUAGUUCUGGCCCGAAGACAUUGUGCAAUGUUGCAUACAAAAUUCUAGUCCUUCAUUAUAAUUAAACCUUGGGAACUACUGGUAGUCCUCACUUAACAACUGUCCUGUUUAGCAACUAUUCAAAAUUAUAACAGAAGUGAAAAAAUAACAUUAUGUCCAGUUGUCCCAUUUAUGGCAGCGUCCCAUGGUCAUGAGAUUGUCAUUUCUGCACUUCAGAUUUCCAACAACCGGAGUCAAUGGAAAGCUGGCAGUAAAAUCACAUCUUGAUUGUGUGAUAUCUCAACGAUUUGCUUAAGAAGCACAAUGGAAGUAAAAUCAUAAGUCCAUCAUAGGCAUAUGAUAACUCACUGCAUUGCUUAGCAGUUCCAACUAUAAUGAUGAAGUGAGUACUAGCUGUUCAGCCUUAAAUUUAACUGUACUUCUUUGAGGCAAUAUUCAUAAGGUCGAAAUCACUGCAUUCCAAUCAAAAUCAAUCCUUUAUUUGUUUACUCCUAAUGGACAGAAUCUUGCCAGACUAAAUCUAUACCCUUAUAUCUUGCUAGAUACAUCAUGAGAAAUUCUAGGAGUAACUGUGUCUACCCAGAGUCUCUUUCCCCCUUCCUGGGACUGUGUAGUAUCUUAAUGUAACCCUCUUUCUGGAAAAGCUUUUUUGCCAAACCUCUCCCACAUGGCUCCUUGAGGUGUACCUUUCAGUACAAUAGAUUUGGUUAUCUAAUGCUAAAGUUUAAACAUUGAGUAUAGAUAAGUAUGAUCCUAUCCAAUCUGAUGCUCUUCCAUGUGUAUUUGGUUUCAAUAUUCACAAUUCCUAAUCACCAGAUGAUAGCAGAUGUAGGAUGGAUGGAUAACAUAGAAUCUUGUAUUAUGCGUAACACCUAUUUUCAAAAGAAAGGUGAUAGCUGUUUGCAUAUGCCAAUAAACCCAAGGUUUCCAGAAGUAUAAAAUGUUACAGAUAAGUAAUUUAAUAAAGACUGAAUAUAUUCACCAUAGCACAAUUAGUAAUGGAAAACUUGGCCUGGAAAGGAUAGUAUUUUUUUUUUAAAGGACAUGGCUAGAAUACUGAAUAAAAGCAUUCCAUAAUAAGAAUGAUUAAUGUGAAUUAGUAACCUCAAAGUCUUUUAUAUUCACUCUUCUGCUGAAUCAAAAAUUAAAUGGGAAAAUGCCAUUUAAAUGUGUACUUAGGCUGCCUGGAGGGGAAUUAAUUCAUGUUACUGUUAAGAAUAUUUAUUUGAAAUUAAUAGUUCCAUUUGCUUAUGUUUAUAUUUUGCAUACAGCUAUUUCAUUACUGUAGUGCAAAUUGACAAACAAAAAAUAUUAUAAGUGGACCUACUAAAAAUGGUCUCUUUAAUGUGUGUGUGUGUUUUGUGUGUGUGUGUUUGUAUAUACCCACAUAUGUACUUGUGUAUGCACAAACUGGAAAGAGAAAUUUCAUUCAUUCAUUGCUGCUGUUUGGUUCCUUCCUAUGCAGAAGAUACCAAAGUAAGGGCAGGAAACAAGAUUUCCUGACUGCCUUCACCACAAGGCCUCCCGAUGAGCCAUGUAGUGAUGUUUCCUGCCCUUACUCUGACAUCUGCUAGGUUUGAAAACAACAAGGAUUAGGAAGCUCAGGGCCAGAAAGUGGGAGGGGACAUAACUGUUACAAUCAUCACACGAACAUGCAAACAAACAGUGGGUAAGAUCUCUUAAUUGUCACUUCAUAGAGAGGAAGUGGCAGGAUUUCUUCUUGUCCCAAUAUAGCCACACAUUUUCAAGUAAAAUGUUAAUCCCUUUUAACACAGAUUCUUUUGUAUUUUAGAAAAGGAAAUGAAGCAAAAAGAUACCCAUGUAGGAAAAUUUCAGGGAAAAUAUAGUGAAGUGGAUCUCACACUCAAAUUGUCAUAAGUGUCUCAUGUGGACUAUUCUAGUAACUGGAGGGCUACAAGGUUGUUUUGACAUAUGUUGUCAUAUCACUAAUUAGUGGGGUGGAAAAAUUCAAAUCUCCUCUCAAACGUGGAUUUCACUGGAUGACUUUAGGACCAUACCUGUCUCACAGGUGUUUGGUGGGAAUAAGAUCAGGAACCCUACAAUAUAAACAGGAUUUAGUUAUCAGAGGAAAGAACGUAUGCUUUCUGUCUGUUUCUGUGUGAUGUUAUUUAUUAUUAUUGAUGUUGAAACAUGUUACGUAUAAUAGUUCAUAUAGUGCCUGAAACAAUCUUUUUGUUUCAAGCCAAUUACAUUUUCUAUACAUCUUAGUGGGAAUUCAGGCUAUCAUUUAUAAAAUCCAACCAAUCUCAAUAAAAUAUUCCCCAGUUUGUUUUUUAAGCACAUUACCAGAUCUUUAUCAAGCAAAGAAAUCAGCCAACCAAAUCUUUAUCAAAUAAUUUUUCAAGAGAAAUAUUGAAAGCAGGUAAAUAAUAUAUUUCUUGCAUCCUACAUUACAUUCAAUAUAUGUAAUAAGUCUAAAUUUAGUGAGCAUUCAAUCUUAUGGGCAUUGCUAUCAUUUCAUUAAAGAUUUCUUUUCAAACUUUCUCAAAUUUAUUUCAUUCCCAGCAAAAAUGGGGAGUGGAAGUCCCUCAGUACAUCAUAAAAUAAUUAUAUGGUAUAUGUGAAAUUCUUAUAGGGGUUAAACGCCACUGAUGUAAGAUCUUAAGAUAUAAUUCUUGUAUUGAAGUACAUAAAAAUUCUUCAGAUUUCCACAAAGCUUGCCACAUUGCAUUAUAUAAUUAUUUUGCCUAAGUCAGACUCCCAAACUUAUUUCAAGCCUGUAAUAUAGUUAUUUAGACUUAAUUCCAACAAGUUUCAGUGACUACUAAUAUUAUACCUUCUUCACUAUAUGACUGUAAAUAAAAUAAAAAAGCUUUUCUAGCUUUAGGCCUAAUUAGGCCUAAAACAGCCUAAUUUUUAAUUUCUAAAAAUUGGACAGUGGGUAUUGAAUGCGUUCCAUCAUCCCUAAGUUCACAUCCAAUGCUCUGGGCCAAGUAUUCUUAACUCUUUCAUUAAUGGCAGAAGCAGAGUGGAGAAAUUGCUUUAAUAGAUGGACUGGCAACUCUUGCAUGCAAAAGUGUGAUUUCAUCUGGAUAAACAUUCAACACAGGGGACUUUUCUGGCUUCUGAUGUAGUUCGUUCCAUUCCUGUCUUUUGCUGCCUUGCUGCUGCCAGAAACAAUCUGCCGGCCUCUCUGAUUCAUACGGUUGCAUUUCUCAUAGAGCAAAUUCUUGGCUGCUAAGACAAGAACACAUGACGUGUAUCUUCAGAAAUGUUUCCCCAGAUACAGAUGAUACCAAGGUUUUCUGAAUAAUUCCUUACUCUCUGUGGUAAACAAAGUGAGGCAUAAGUGCAAUAUUGUAUCCUGGAGAAGAGACAGCUGUAACUUUGAAUGAAUAUUAUUUAUCCUUUAUUUAUUAAACAAAUUAAGCCUAAUUUGGGAAAAGAGACAAUCUAAUUACGCAGAUACUUUAUUCCAAUUAAAUGCAUUGUUUUUUUCAGGUAGCCAUUAUACCAUGUGCAAAGAAAGCAUACUGUAGAGAAAUUGGACCAAAGUCAUGCUACAUACAGUAUCCAGCUGUAUUUUCCAAAUUAAUUUUCUGGUAUGUUAAGAGUUCUGUUAUUCCACCUGCCAUUCAAAAUGGCAUACCUAACAUUCAGUGGUUCAAUUUUUUUCUUAACAGCUAGCCUGUAGUUGGGACAAUGGGUCUAAAAUCCAGUUUUAUCCCAACAUCUUAACCCAAUGUUUCUCAAGCUUAGCAGCUUGACAAUCAAAGGACUUGGCUGGCUGGAGAAUUCUGAAAAAUUUAAGUCUACACAUCUUCAGGUGGUUAAGGUUCACCACUCGACUUGUGUGUCCCUAUCAUUUAGGGAUCCUUGGGCAAAGCCACCAUAUUUGUUGCACAUUCACCUGUGCUGCUGUAAAGCACAUCACCUCCUACAAUUGUUGUAUGAAGAUCAUGCUAUGGCUGGCUAUACAGUCUCUUCGGCUGAGAACAUUUGUAUUUGUCAUCCAUAGGAUUGUGCAUUGAAACUAAGAUGGUUGUUUUGGUUUAUAUUAUAUGAACAAAUAAAAGCUGACAGGGAUGUCUCUAUUAUGUGAUCCAAAAGGUGAAGAUGAAGCCACAACUGAAGCCUCAAUCUUACUAUCAUAGUCAUUAUCUUCACUUUUUUCCCCUGGACCAUGCAGAAGUCCCUAAAGCUGAUUAAACACUUCUUCGCCAGCUAUUCCCAACAAAUUUAAGGCUUGAAUAAAUUAUAGUAAAAUCAGACUGAUGUCUUUGAAGAAGAGUCCAUCAUACUUCCCCAAUAAUUUAGUAUCAGAACCCUACCCCUUUUAUUAACUGGACCUGCUUGCUUUCAGUUAUAAAAAAUGGUUCUAUUGUUUAAUAUGCACCACUUAAGUAAGAAAUUUUAGUCUGAAAUCCACUGCAUAUUUUACCAGAAUUUAUGUCCCUCUUGACAUAGGGGAAAUUGCUUAAAAGUAAAUACGAAUAGAAUUCAGUUGCAUGUUUUUGGAUUACAAAUUGCAUUAUAGUAGACUUUAUUUUAUCAUACUGCUUGUAUUUAUUUAGUUUCUGACCUUUUUAACAGGGAGAUUACUAGUCUGUUUCCAAAGGAUAUUAAUACAUAAAUAAUCUCAGUAAAGACUCUAUGGAUUUGAAGAUUCCUAAAUAUUCACAUGAAGUUCCAGUAUUAGGAUUGGCUGCAAUACUGAUAGGUAACAAAGGCCUAGGAAAGAGGUUAUUCUGUAAACCAAUGUUAGGAUUGGGGUGACUGUUGAAGUUCAGGUAUUAUAUUGAUCUUCUAAAAUAGAGAUAUAAGAACAUGUAAAGUAGCUUUGUGAUGGCAAAGCACUGAAUUUAUUAAAAAUAGGUAGGAUUAAUUCACCAAGUAUGAUACAAUUCAUGAUUCUGUCUGAGUUUUCCCUGGGUACAUUGGACUUCAACCCUAUAAUUCCAAGCCAAUUUACUCUUUCAAAUUAGGAGCACUAGACGUGUCCAACUGUAGCUCCUAUCAUUUCUACUCCCCAAUACACAUACUAUCAGUAAUUGUGAGUGUUAUACAGCAAGAGACUAGGGAACAUCUGACUGGGGAAUGUUAGAUCAAGCAAAUUAAUCUUAGCAUCAUUCUUUUGUCACAGAAGAUACGGCCUUAUUAGCAUUUAGGACAAUAUUAAUUAAUUAGUCUCUGAAAAUAUUCCAUUUCAUGCUUAGAUAUGAUUAUUACAUCUCAUAUGAAAAGCCAGUUAACAAUAAAACAUCUGUUCUCUGUCCCUGCAAAUGAACUUUUGUACUGUUAAUCAUUUUGAACUGCUGUUUUUUGUUUACUGGGCUAGAUGUGAUCUUUGAGGAAGGGCUGAGAUCCACAAAGUGGGAAUAUAGUUGAUGAUAGCAUUCCAUCAACUUGAGUUCCAGUUUUCCCUCUGGGAAACAGUAAUUUUGUUUGGAUUUCAGAAGCCAAUAGCUUAGUAAAGCAAGACAACUUUAGACAGAAGGCAUUAAUAAAGGGAAGAAUGUACAUGAACCCUAAAUUUGCAGCUUUUAAGGAGCAGUAUACAUAUUCCAUUAUCUUUGUGAUAUUUAUAACAAAGAAAUAAAAUUGAAUGGGAGGGGAACUUGUAUUUCAACUUGUACAUUUCUAGAGAUAAAAGUCUUAUUUCAUUGUCUUAAUUUGAAUCAUAGGGAAAAAACUUUGUUUUUAAGGAUCACACAAUUAUCAGUUGUCAAUAUCUUCUCAUUACCUCUUUCUGCUCUCCACAACAAAUUAUUGUUCUUCAUAUUAUUUACUUGUCAAAAGGUUUGGGUUAGGAAGUAGUUUGUGGAGUUACACCCAUGUAUAGUCAAAUGGAACCCUUUUCCUAGUUUUAAAAUAUGGGCAACAUAAAUUUGCUCAACCACUUUAUCCAAAUUAUUGGGACAGAUUUCAAGCUCUCCUGAUGUAUUUCUAUCACUUGUCAUCUUUUAUUUGUUCCUUGGUUUUUCUCCAGCUCUGUUUCUACUUGACUUUAGAAUAUAAUUGGAUUCUAUCUACCAAACAACCAAGCUAACUUAUUAAGGCAGGCUUACAUUUAAAUGUCAAAGCACUUGUAUGUGAAUAUUCACUUAUUUCUGAAACUCUUCAUUAUGUUCUGCUAAAAUAGAGUUCUUGCUUUGGCCAGAGGCAAAAACAUCCAGUCUGAUGUUAUACUUAAAAACUAGCUAGAGAGAGUACUUUUUUCAAGUCUAUAUAACAAAUUAAUUAAUUGUUGGCUUCAGGACUGUGACCUUAAGAAGCAAGAUAGAAUAAUUGCUUUAGGAGUAGAUUUCAGAAUUGGCAUCACUGUUCUUCAUCCACUUGAGUUCCAGAUGAAAGCCAAAUUCUGAAGCAUCAAGACUUACUUUUUCCUUACUAUUAUCUCUAUUCAUAAAAAGCAAAAUUCCUUUUGAAGCAUAUUACUCUUUGGCAAAGAGCUGAGAAUACUACCAGCUGCCAUCAAGAUUAGGGGCUAUUUUCCUAAUACUCAAGUAAAUAUUCUUCUUCUUUCAAUGCAUGCAUAUAUGUGAAAAAGGAAUUCCAGCCCACAUUCCAUUUAAUCAUUGUAAAUUAUUCCAUCUAAAUAUGGUAUGUACAAGGGUAGCUUUAUGCAUCUGAUACAAGAAACUAUUGUAUAUAGUUCUUGGUUCAAACAAGAGUUGAUUACUGGAUUAGUCCAUUUCCUGAUUUCAGAAUACAUUGAAUCAUAAAGUAAUCAAAUGGACAGAACUUCUCGUACAAAAUAUAAUCCUUGUAAAAAUAACCAAGCCUAGCAUAUUUUGUGAAUCCAGCAUCUCAUUUUGUACUGACAUGGUCCAGAUAUAUUAUGCAAAUUCAUCUGUAUAUUCAGAACUAUCCACAUUAAUAUUGUUUACACCAGACUUUAUAACUGAUAUUCUUGAAAUAUAUUGGUCCAUCUCCCAUAACAUACAGCCAACAUGGUCAAAGGUUGGGUGUUAUGUGGAAGUAGUCCAAUACAUAUGUCAGGAACUAAGCUAAAAGAAGCUGUUUUGCAUUGAGUAACAAAAGAUCUCCAGAUAAAUUUUCCCAGACAUUUUUGAAAUGUUGGAAUUUGAACUAGGACCUUUUGCAUUUCCAGCAUGUGGCUUAACUAUGAACUUCCUUCAGUCUCUUCUAUUGAAGAUUCUCAGAAUGAAAAUAAAGAAGUCAGUCUAAAAAGCCUCUUAACCACAAUCACUUGAGUAAAUUUAAAGUAGUUAAAGUAGUUAGAGAGAGUUUUCAAUUUCUGUACAAGUCCAGUUUGGAUGACUGGAUUCCAUCCUUAUAUGAUGUGUUGGUCGAUCUGUUGAUGUUCUGCUGUUUUGAACAACUUUGGGAGGCAUUUGUACACAUGUAAUACUAGGGCAGGAGUCUGCAACCUUAAACACUCAAAGAGCCAUUUAGACCCAUUUCCCAAAGAAAAGAAAACACCGGGCGCCACGAAACUUCCCAUGCCUGACUAUUUCUUGAGCGGCCACAAAACUAGCAUAUGUAGUUGAAUUAAAUGUUCUGUUUUCUUCAGAAACUUUACUUUUCUUGGAUUUAUCCAUGGUUGGCCUACCAGGGGUUGAAAAGCUCAAUAAAUCGUGUGCUGGUGGAUGUCACACGUUGGUGAUUGUGACGCAUAUUUUGAGUGACAGAGCUGCAGCAGAGGGGUGAAAGAGCCACAGGUUGCUGACCCCUGUACUAGGAUCUAAGUUCCCAGUGCCUUUCAUAUGACUUUUUAUUUCUUCGGUCUGUGGUACCCAGAGUGUACUUAAUUUCACUGAACUUGUCAGUGAAUAAUGUACUUCUGUGUUAGAGAUCAGAAAGAGGGACAAAAGAUGGGUUCAGGAGAAGCCAAGAAGAAAUAACUCUGUAUCUAUGGGUCUUCCUGUGAAUUAACCACCUCAAGCAAUCUCAGUGUCUAUACUUCUGUUUCAGUUUUAAACAUCUUGCUACUAUGAAAAGCCAUGUUCUGGUAUAUACCACUUGAGGUUAGGUUGAUAGUUGCCACUUUAGUGAGCUACAGUUUGAGGCUGAAUUCAAACCAGAUGUUUAUUUUUCUGUCAGGAAUUUUCUUUUUCAUGUUGUCUAGGGAGCAUUGGGUAGUAGGAAGGGGGAGAAACAGAGAUGGAAAUAGAAGCAAAUUUUUUAUGAAAAUAAGAUAUAUUUUUGAGGUUGGAAAAGGAAGAAUCAUGCAGGUAAUGAGAACAAAAAGCAAUGAAUAAAUUUCCAAAUGGGUAAGGUGUUAAACACCCCCUCAUUCCCAUGAGGAAAAACAAUUUAGAGACUGAAAAAAGCAUGCAUUGCAAAUUGUUGAAUGGCAAGGAGGCAUAUGAGUACAGAACAACUGGAUUUCAUUAAGCCUACAGAAAUUGAAUAAUUUAAUAGCUUGCACAUAUCUUCUACUUCAGAAUAUCCUCUUCAGGUAUAGAACAUUUUACUCCUUUCUAUACUGACGCUUGUACAGUAACACUUAGUUUUAUUGAAAAUAAUAAUAAUAAAUAAUAAUAAUAAUAAUAAUUUUAUUUCUAUACCACCCUUCUCCCAAAGGACUCAGGGUGGUGUACAGCCUAUUAAAAGCACAAAGACAAACAACAAUUAAAAUUAUUUAAAAUUAUUAAAUAAUUUCGGCUCAAUAUUAAAACCCCCCAAAAUUUAAAACAUCCAAUUUAAAACCAUUACAUUGAUAGCCCGGCCUGGCGGAACAGCAGGGUCUUAAGGGCACAGUGAAAUACCCUGAGGUUGGAGAUCUUACGCAUUUCCAGGGGCAGUUCAUUCCACAGGGCUGGGGCUCCCACAGAGAAGGCCCUCCCCCUGGUGUCGCCAGCCGACAUAACUUGGCCGAUGGCACCCUGAGAAGACCCUCUCUGUGGGAGCGAACUGGCCAGUGGGAGGCUACUGGUGGCCGAAGUCAGUCUCGAAAAUGCUAUUGUCCUAAGAUUAUUUUAUUUGCAGGAGAAUUUCUAUCUCUGGAGGAAAGGAAAUGAUCACAGUUCCAACUUGAUGUGCUCCAGACAUUUAUUCAUUUUAGUUUUUAGAGUCUGCCCAACUCAGAGGAUCUGAGCAGAUAAUAACAUAUGAAAAUUAUAAAAGCAGCCAUAGAAGUAAAUAAAUAAAAUCUCACAUAAUAAAUCUCUGCCAAAAUAGAAACUUAACUAGGGUUGAAAUAAAUCUGUCUUUAAAGAUCUUCUAAUAAUCAAGCAGAGGGAGUUAUAAGACCUUAAGGGAAUGAAAGUUUCAAGUGGAUUAACAAAUUCCAAGCAUGCCUACAUGAGAUUGAAGACAUUUAGGAUAGGAUAUUUGCAUCUAUGGAUUUUCAUUCAUCUUACCAUAAAUGAAAUUCUAAUUGAGAACUAUUUUAUAUGCAUGUGUUGUAUAAAAGAACAAUUUUACCCCUUUGGAAAAAUUAGGUUAUUUUCAUAGCUAUUAUACUACAUAGAUAUCAAAAUUGAUAAAGUUUUGGAAUGUAUUUCACUGUGAAGGAUUGAUGCAAAAAUAUUUUAUGUAUUUUUGGACAGACAUUUAUAUGUAUACUAACAAUGUUGGUUUGUGAAAUAGCCAAUAUAUUCAGCAAUAUCUUGGGAAGAGGGUUGGGAAUCCAAAUCUGCAAAAUGGUCCAUUACAGUGCAGUGUCAUUAUACAAACGUCAUUCUAUUUUAUAUGUUUUGCCAUAGCAUGCCUAUUCAAAAGAUGUAAGUUUGUAUCAUAAUGUGUACACUUUUUCAAGUAUAAAGGGCAUAAAUGUG
Pantherophis guttatus is the source of this 16822-nucleotide messenger RNA. Lineage: Eukaryota; Metazoa; Chordata; Lepidosauria; Squamata; Colubridae. The record is from RefSeq and is a predicted model, not a curated record.